Mytilus trossulus (common blue mussel) is the source of this 1862-nucleotide messenger RNA. RefSeq lists its product as uncharacterized. The transcript is spliced from 5 exons. Lineage: Eukaryota; Metazoa; Mollusca; Bivalvia; Mytilida; Mytilidae. Gene Ontology annotation, molecular function: protein binding. The record is from RefSeq and is a predicted model, not a curated record. The coding region runs from base 217 to 1848 and encodes 543 amino acids. Gene Ontology annotation, biological process: signal transduction.
GUACAAAGAAAACAGGAAAGUAUCACACAUUCCUUGAUUGAAUGCUUCACAGACAAACAGAUUAAGUCUCAUCUUAUUUUACAAAGGCUAUUUUUUGUGAACUCCUUAGACGAAAGUGACACUGACAUCAACGAGCUUCGCACAUUUUUAUCCAAACUUUUGGUCGACAAUCCACAAUGGAAACAAAAAGUACCAAAACAGUUUCUGUUUCUUGAAAUGAUGCUAGCUAUAUUAGUUGAUGAAGGACAAUACAUUCUAAGCCGAACAGAUAUAAACAUAAUAAACAAGGAAAACGAAUUCACACCACUCUCAGAGGAGGAACUAGAUAGAUUUCUUCAUAUUCAAAAUAGUUGUGGGAAAUUAACAUACAUAGAUACGCAUUAUCUAAGAAACUUUAUUGUUAUAAAUCCUACCUGUAUAAUAGAUCUUCUGAAAGGUAUUGUUACAGCCUUUCCUAUUUCAUCAGAUAUGAAACACGGCCGACUACGGAAGUCUGAUUUGACGAAAAUGAUAGAUUUCGAAAAAUUCAACCAGCUUGGAAGUUAUUCUGACUUUUUUCGUGAGUUAUUGGUUUACUUUGAUAUACUUGCUGAAAUAAAGCGGUAUGACAAAACAACUGGCAGAAAGAUAGAUAUUGAAUUCUACUUUGUGCCUUGCCUAAUAUAUCAAACAAACACAACCACUUUUGUGGAAAAUUAUAUUAAAUCCGAAAGGUGUAUAAGUUUCGCAUUCGUCUUCGAAAAAUCAUACGUGCCCCCAGCAAUUACAAACAGGUUCAUAUCAUGUGUUUUAAGUAUUUGGAAUGUCAAAAUAUACAAUAAUAUUGAACUACUUUUUUCUGCUUUUGUUGUUGUUAGUCUCGACAGAAAUCACGAUUUAGUUGUUCAGGCAGAUCAAAGUUCGAUAGAAAUUUACUUAAUUCACAAACAGCGCAAGGAACUUAUAAUUAGAGAUUUGGCAUCAAGUGUACGUCAAUGUUUGGAAGAAAAUUUACAAAGAAUUUCGGAGGUGUACUCUGAUUCCUAUACAGACAGUCCAAGUAGAUAUGUUCCGUUUACGAUGAAGGUCAAAUCGGGCUGUCUCUCUCCAAUGUGCUUGAAAGAUAUCGAUGACAUAGAAAAGCUUGCGUUCCCAUUGGUAUGUAAAGCACAUGGAUAUAGAACCCCACAGUCAGAGCUCAAUAUUUGGUUUACGGACAUAAGUGUCCAGCAGUGCAAUGAAACUUGUCAAGGUAUUUCACCUACAAUAUAUAACAUAUGCCUAACAGAUGCAGAAUUGUUACGAUUAUCAAGCAAUCUAACUGUCGAAGAAAUACGUCAGCUUGCAAUUCAUCUUGGUAUAUCAAAUGUUAGAUUAGAUGAGAUAGAGCAAGAUUUUUCAAGAAAUUCAUCAAUGGUCAAGUUUGCCAGUUUACGGACAUGCAGCGAUAACAACAAACUAUGCGGCGAUUUUAUGAAAGCCAUAACCACAGCUGGACUAAACAAGCAUACAAUGUGCAUGAUAGUUCGGCAAGAAAUACCACCAACAGAUUUACCUGAUACUAUUUUGAAUCUAUCUCCUAGUGAUGAGAUGCUAGACAAAUUGGCUUUGCGCAUUGGAAAGAAAUGGAUGGAACUAGGUCUUGAACUUGGACUUGAUAUAGAACAACUCGAAUAUAUCGAAUAUGACAGCCCGAACGUUCUUCGAGAUAUAAGUAAAAACAUGUUAUACCAAUGGAAAGGAACAGAAAAUGGCAAUUCCAUUAGAGAUCUCCAUAACGCAUUUGCAAGAAUUGGAAAAAGAGGAAACCUAAUCCGUGAAACAUUGGAGAAUUGUGAAAGUUUUCCUAAUAUAAAACCAGACCUUUGACUUUAAAUUUAUUA